Molecule: messenger RNA, 1445 nt
Organism: Argiope bruennichi
Lineage: Eukaryota; Metazoa; Arthropoda; Arachnida; Araneae; Araneidae
Gene: Eaf
Product: ELL-associated factor 1-like
Exons: 7
Coding region: 158-1093 (311 amino acids)
Biological process (GO): positive regulation of DNA-templated transcription; regulation of transcription elongation by RNA polymerase II
Cellular component (GO): super elongation complex
Molecular function (GO): transcription elongation factor activity
Source: RefSeq, a predicted model, not a curated record
ACAUGAAUUCCAGAAUUCCAGUGGCAGUGGUAACUUUGUUUCUUCAUCACUGAAGUAAAGAAUCUGGGAUUUUUCUAUAGUUAGAAAUGAAAACGUAUGGUGAAGAUAAAAGUUAUUCUGUCGUUUUUAUAGAAUUUUAAAAUUAAAAUUUAUUACAAUGGCUGGCAAAUUAGGGCUCAGCAAUGAAAUAAAAGAAAUGAAGUUAGGGAAAAGUUUUGGAAAGAACGAUCAGCAAAGUUUUCAUACUUUUAGAUAUGAUUUUAUGCCAGCUUCGACGGAUACAACAAAAAGGGCCACUGUAGAUAUAGGAGAAGGCCAUCAAGUAACUGUAACUGUGCCUCAUAUUGAAGGUUCAGGAACUGCUCAUACUGUAUUUAAAGGAUCGAAAAAGCCAUAUCAAAAAGAAUGUGUUCUUAUCGUCGAUCAUAUUACUGGUGAAAUUACAUUAGAAAAAUUGGCUUACAAUGUUCAGUUGAAAGAUACCAGAGGGGCCUUUAAAUCAGAAGGCAGAAGAUCCAAUACUCCUGUUGAGAAUGGCUUCAGUGGGAAGAAAUCACCUAUGUCUUUCAACAACAAGCUGUCACCUCAGCAGAAGCCACACUCCACGUCGUUUGAACGUUCCUCACCAGUCCAGAAAUGCUCUCCACUGCCCAAGUCUCCUCCUAUCAACAAUCUGCCAAGCCCCAGUAAUCACUCAAGUCAUUCGAUGCCUUCCCUCAAUAACUUAACAUCAAAACCUGCUGUUGUGACAGAAACUCCCACUUUCCACUUGCCAGGUGAAGAAAUUGAUGCACCACCAGUGGGUGUUCUCUCUUCGAGUAGCUCUAGUGGGUCAAGCAGUAGUGAGGAGUCCAGUGACUCUAGCUCUAGUGAUAAUGAAGAAGUGCCUGCAGCUCCUGCUCCUCCAAAACCACAACCUCUAGCUGUUUCAAAUGGCUUCCAUCAGUCUCCUAAAAAGAAGGAGAUGCCAAAUCCCUUCUCUUCGAAUAACAAUCUUAGCAUGCCAACAGCUAGUUCCUUACCUAGCAUGCCAAAAUUCAGUCUAUUGAGUGAAGAUUUGCAAUUAAGUGAAUCAGAUAGUGACAGUGACUGAUUGAAUUGUGUGCUUUGGAAUUCAAAUACUUGUACAGACUAUUUUAUAUACUGGCAUUUAUUUGUCAUUUUUUUUCUGACUGUAUAAAAAAAAAGUUAACAUACUGUGAUAUGUUUCAAUAAUACAUUGAAAUGAAAAUUUUCAAUUCCAUAUAUUGAAUAUCACUCUGAAAUAAAUUGUGUAUUGGAUUUUACACAAUUCUUUUCCUUGGUCAAGGAUACAAUCCACUAUUUGUAAUAUGCUGAUAAUUUUUAAUCAUUUACAAUCCUCUGGUAAAACUAAUGUAUUUGUUGUGUUUGACUAAGUUAAUGCAUGUAAAUCUUGUUUGUGUUUUAAAGAUGUGUUUAUUUGA